Ficedula albicollis (Collared flycatcher) is the source of this 804-nucleotide messenger RNA. RefSeq names its product mast cell protease 1A-like. NCBI's taxonomy places the organism in Eukaryota, Metazoa, Chordata, Aves, Passeriformes, Muscicapidae. Gene Ontology annotation, cellular component: cytoplasm; intracellular membrane-bounded organelle. Gene Ontology annotation, molecular function: serine-type endopeptidase activity. Gene Ontology annotation, biological process: proteolysis. The record is from RefSeq and is a predicted model, not a curated record. The transcript has 5 exons. The coding region runs from base 1 to 804 and encodes 267 amino acids.
AUGCUGCUUCUCCUUCUGAUCUCAAGUGCUUUUCUCCUGCCCUGGGCUGGGGCUGGAAGGAUCAUUGGUGGGAAGGAAGUGAAGCGCCACUCCAGACCAUACAUGGCUUAUUUAAACAUACAAGUUUUACAUCAGUCUAGUCGAAAGGCUUAUUCCUGUGGAGGGUUCCUGAUUCGGCCAGAUGCAGUGCUCUCAGCAGCUCACUGUGUGGCUAAAGAAGGGAGAGUGAACAUCACUGUGAUUCUGGGAGCCCACAACAUCAGGGCCCGAGAACGGAGCCAGCAGAGGAUCCGUGUUAGAGACUGGGUCAUCCAUCCCAAAUAUUCCCCUGCUGGCUUCAAAAAUGACAUUGUAAUACUGAAGCUGAAGACAAAGGCCAAGAUCAAUAAGAAUGUGCAACCCAUCUCCAUACCCAGAAGAAACGAACAUGUGAGAGCAGGAACAAAAUGUGAGGUGGCUGGCUGGGGCUGGACGUCUGUGUUAGAGCACCCCAGUGAUGUGAUGAUGGAGGUGGAACAGGAGGUGCAAAAUGAGGAAACAUGUAAGCGGCUAUUCGGACGUAACUUCAAGCGUUGGUCCAUGAUCUGUGUUGGUGAUAAGAACAGCGCAAAGACACCUUACCGUGGUGAUUCUGGUGGCCCAUUAGUCUGCAAUCAGAAGGCUUAUGGCAUUGUUUCUUAUGGACAUAAAAUCUGCCUCUUCCCUACGGUAUUCACCAGAAUCUCGUAUUUUGACUCCUGGAUACGUCAGCAGCUGGGGAUGUUUGCACUCCAAGAGCUGCCUGGCUCUCCAUCCUCUGACUAA